CAACAAAGUUUAGUUAUUCAAAGCUCUUUAGUGGAGAAACAUCGAUUUUUAUUAAAACCGCGCUUUAUCCAUAUUCGUGUAAAGUAUCAAUACUCUUCAUCAUGAAAUCCUUGAUUGUUUGGACAUUUUUGGCUUUGAUUUUGUUGUCCGCCACCAAAGCCGAGGAUGAGAAAAAAGAUUGUGGCGAUCCGGAAAAAGAUGGACAAGUUACGGCUUGGUUUAAAAAUGCCGGCUGCACCCUGAAACCCUAUGCCGACACAGUGGCCACCAAGGCCAAGGAAUUCGGCAGUACCGUGGCCCAGAAAUACGAUGAGGUGAAACACAAACUCACCGACAGCGAUGAGAAACAUGGUGAUGAGGCCGCAUCUGCUCCCGCCGCUGCCGUUGUAACAAGUACCGAAAAGGUGCCAUUGGCCCCCAUACCUGGUCACGAUGAUGCCUCGAAAUCCAGCACAGUAUCAGGGGCGUGAUUGUCCUGGUGGCCAAGUGAUGGAUUACAGAAAUCGGUGCCGUAACAAGGUGUAAUUUGUUAUUUUGUUAGUUUAGUUUUUUAUUAUUUUUUCAAUUCUCUUCUUUUGUGUAAUUGGUAUAAAUAAAAUGAAGAAAAAAAAACAAGAA
Messenger RNA from Musca domestica (house fly), 618 nucleotides. RefSeq lists its product as uncharacterized. The record is from RefSeq and is a predicted model, not a curated record. The transcript has 2 exons. NCBI's taxonomy places the organism in Eukaryota, Metazoa, Arthropoda, Insecta, Diptera, Muscidae. Bases 102 to 470 code for a protein of 122 amino acids.